AUGGGGGCCCAGAGGGCCCAGGAGAGUAUAAAGGCGAUGUGAAGGGUGCCCGACACAAUCAGACACCCAGUCACAGGCGAGAGCCCUGGGAUGCGCCGGCCAGAGGCCAUGCUGCUGCUGCUCACGCUUGCCCUCCUGGGGGGCCCCACCUGGGCAGGGAAGAUGUACGGCCCUGGAGGAGGCAAGUAUUUCACCACCACUGAAGAUUACGACCAUGAAAUUACAGGGCUGCGGGUGUGUGUGGGUCUUCUCCUGGUGAAAAGUGUCCAGGUGAAACUUGGAGACACCUGGGACGUGAAACAGGGCGCCUCAGGUGGGAAUACCCAGGAAGUCACCCUGCAGCCAGGCGAAUACAUCACAAAAGUCUUUGUCGCCUUCCAAGCUUUCCUCCGGGGUAUGGUCCUGUACACCAGCAAGGAACGCACUUUCUAUUUUGGGAAGCUCGAUGGCCAGAUCUUCUCUGCCUACCCCAGCCAAGAGGGGCAGGUGCUGGUGGGCAUCUAUGGCCAAUAUGGACUCCUCGGCAUCAAGAGCAUUGGCUUUGAAUGGAAUUACCCACUAGAGGAGCCGACCACUGAACCGCCAGUUACUGUCACAUGACCAUCAAAGGCACCCUCGGGUCUCUAGGGUGGGGUACGGGGCCAUCCGAGCUGAGGCCAUCUGGGUGGUGGUGGCUGACGGUGCUGGAGUAACUGAGUCGGGACGCUGAAACUGAAUCCACCAAUAAAUAAAGCUUCUGCAGAAUCAGUGCA
Molecule: messenger RNA, 752 nt
Organism: Mandrillus leucophaeus (drill)
Lineage: Eukaryota; Metazoa; Chordata; Mammalia; Primates; Cercopithecidae
Gene: ZG16B
Product: zymogen granule protein 16B
Exons: 4
Source: RefSeq, a predicted model, not a curated record